CUUGGACCUGUACUUAAACAAUCCUAAUGUUAGUUGAACCCGGUGUUCUUGGAGAUGCAAACAAUAUCAAAUCACAACUGAUCAAAAAUUAGGCAGAUCUGAAAAAGAAUUGAACAAACUAAACCGGUCCAACAAAAUAAGAGAAAGCAAUAUUUCACAUAAUUUGGUUUCCCUUGCAUUAAAUUAAAUACUGGUGCAGUGGAUAAGAUUAUUUAAUAAUUCUGCUCUUUUGUUUCCUGUCUUGCAAGUUGUUGUUCUGAUUCCAUACUUGCAUGCCCAUUGCUCACAUGAAGUCGAAUCUUUCUGUCCUUCACUGAAAAAGAAAUAGAAAUCCAGCAAAAGCGUAUGCUCCAAUUAUUUCUUUAUUUAGUAAAAAUUUAGUUAAAAAAUAUCAUUUUUGGGCAAAAGCUCAGAUAUUGUCUCUCUGUUCCAUUAUUAUUAGAUUAUUGCUGAUGUGACUGGUGGGAUUGGAGAGUUUCAUUGCGAUCUGCUGUGAUGGUCCGUUGAAAAAAACUGCAUUUCAUGGCUUCCUGGUAGGGUUUUGAUUAUAUAUAUGGGAUUUUGAUUUUCUUCCAAGAUUUUUGACAAUUGAAUUCCCAGGGAAGUAUCAAGAAUUCUGUACUUUGUAGUUGAAUUCAAGGAUGUAAACUGUGCUCUAGAAACAGAAUGGAGAGCAGAAACGUUAAAACUAUUGUGUGGUUUAGGAGGGAUUUGAGGAUUGAGGACAAUCCUGCUUUAGCCACUGCUGCCAGAGAUGGGAGUGUAUACCCAGUGUUUAUAUGGUGCCCCAAAGAAGAAGGACAAUUCUACCCUGGAAGAGUUUCAAGGUGGUGGCUCAAGCAGUCUCUCAUUCAUUUGGACCAGUCUUUGCAGUCCCUUGGAGCUGAAUUGGUGUUCAUCAGAGCUGAUAGUACCCUUGAUGCCCUCUUACAAUGCAUCACUUCUAUUCAAGCAACAAAAGUUGUCUAUAAUCAUCUCUAUGAUCCCAUUUCUGUUGUGCGUGAUCACAAAAUCAAACAAAGAUUAGAGGAGCUUGGUUAUUCUGUCCAAAGCUAUAAUGCUGAGUUGUUGAAUGAACCGUGGGAAGUUUAUAACGAGGAUGGAAAGGUUUAUACCGAAUUUGAUGCGUUUUGGCAGAAGUGUUUGCACCAAACUAAGGAACAAUCUGUUUCACAUCUCCCUCCCUGGCGAUUAACACCUGCUCAAGGCUCAGUUAGGAAGUUCUCGAUUGAGGAAUUGGGUCUGGAAAAUGAAACAGAAAAGUCCAGUAAUGCCUUACUCGGAAGAGGAUGGUCACCUGGAUGGAGCAAUGCUGAUAAUGCACUAACCGAUUUCAUAGAACAUCACUUGCUAGAAUACUCGACGAAACGCCAUAGAGUUGGAGGCAAUUCCACUUCUCUCCUGUCUCCUCAUCUCCAUUUUGGGGAAUUAAGCGUAAGAAAGGUUUACCAUAGUGUGCACAUGAAGCGUUUGGUUUGGGUGAAAGAAGGGAACUCAACAGGAAGAGACAGUGCAACUCUAUACCUAAAAGCUAUUGGGCUUCGAGAGUAUUCCCGCUACAUCUGUUUUAACUUCCCAUUCCUACAUGAAAGGUCACUGCUGAGCAACCUGCAGUAUUUCCCAUGGAAUGCCGAUCAGACCCAUUUUAAGGCUUGGAGACAGGGUCGGACGGGAUAUCCUUUAGUUGAUGCGGGAAUGAGAGAGCUCUGGGCCACCGGAUGGGUCCAUAAUAAGAUAAGAGUUAUCGUUUCAAGUUUUUGUGUGAAAUUUCUACUUCUGCCAUGGCAAUGGGGGAUGAAGUAUUUUUGGGAUACACUACUUGAUGCAGACUUGGAAACUGAUGUUCUUGGAUGGCAGUAUAUAUCUGGCAGCUUACCAGAUGGGCAUGAACUUGAGCGCCUAGAUAGCCCAGAGGUCCAGGGGUUCAACUUUGAUACAGAGGGUGAAUAUGUGAGGCAAUGGCUGCCCGAGCUUGCAAGAAUGCCAACCGAGUGGAUCCAUCAUCCUUGGGAUGCACCUUCUAGUGUGCUUAGGGCUGCUGGUGUUGAACUCGGUUUGAACUAUCCCAAGCCCAUAGUUGAUUUGGACGUAGCAAGGGAACGUCUGACUGAAGCUAUACUCACCAUGCGGGGAAAAAACCCAAUUGAAGGUGCAGAUGAAGUUGUCUUUGAAAACUCUAACUGUAAUGAAAAUUUGGUCAUUCCAAACGCUACUUGCCCCACCAGUUCGUCACGUGAUCAGAGAGUUCCAUCUCUCCAUAAUGGGCUUGUGAACAAAAAGAGAGCAAAUCCUACAGAAGAGGAGGAGAAAAGGCCGGUAAAAGAACAUUUUCAAAGCCAGAAGAAGAAUGAAGUUGAGGGGUCGAAGAUGGAUGAAGACUUGUACUCUACAGCAGAAUCUUCUUCAAUGAAGAAGCAGAAUACCACUGGUAGUAGCAGUAGACAUUCGUUUUCCGUUCCUGAAGCCAUUUCAAUUUCUUCCAACGCAACAUCUUUUGAGGAUCACAAAUCCUAUGAGCUCAAGCUUCAAAAGCUAAAGGAAUUGGAAGAUGAUGAUAUGUCAAGCAUAAAUGUAGAUGCCUUGGACAGAUGAAGUCGUGAGGUACAGAUCAGCAAUGGCUUGCUGGUUUUUACCUGGUUUUCCAUGCCUGUGGAUUAUUAUUUAAAUAGAGAUUCAUCUAAAACCAAAAUGGUAUUUAUUUAGAGUCAUUUAUUUAUCAUAACACAGUUAAAUAAAUACACGAGAGGAUAUGUUUUUUUUAAUAUUAAAUAAACAAACUGUUUUAACUAACAUGCUUGUGAGUUGUUAGUUGAUAUUGAAUGUACCAAC
Cuscuta epithymum is the source of this 2829-nucleotide messenger RNA. The record is from the annotation of a GenBank genome assembly. NCBI's taxonomy places the organism in Eukaryota, Viridiplantae, Streptophyta, Magnoliopsida, Solanales, Convolvulaceae.